This is a messenger RNA of Symbiodinium natans, 279 nucleotides long. NCBI's taxonomy places the organism in Eukaryota, Dinophyceae, Suessiales, Symbiodiniaceae. The record is from the annotation of a GenBank genome assembly.
AUGCAAGGCCAGGAUGUUGCCGGAGAAGGGAUGCACAAUGCCGUGUCAGUCCUGCAGGAGUACGUCCAAAGUUGCUCUGACUUUCCUCCACAUGCACGGAUACUGAUGUGGAACUUCGAGAACCGCAUACAAGAAGACUCCCUUCUUCAGUUCCGCGCUGUCGUUUCCUUCAUCUUCAAAGAGGUGCCUCACUUCUUCCGCGGCAGUUGGCAAACCUCCAAGAAGAAGGCGGAUGAUGCAAGUGAACACUGCACCAGCCUGACUGCACAAGAGGCCUAA